AUGAAUAAGAACAAAUUAGUAAAAGAUCCUGCUCCUAAAUUUGAAUGUGUAGAUGAAAUAGAUGAAGCAGAUAAAUAGCCAAAAGACUAUUCAAUAAAGGUUGGAACACUGUAUUAAUUUUCAGAUGGAACUUGGUAUUCAAAAUCAACUGAUCCAACAAGUGAAUUAACAAAUCUUGUGAAUUUAAAUGAUAUUACUAGAGUUAAGUAUGUACCAAAAAAAGUCUGAAGAUACCUGAAUAAGUAUUGAAAGAAUUUGAAUGGACUCCUUUGAUAGCUUACGAGAGUUUCCCAAGGAAUAGGGGAGGACAUUCGAUGCAUGCUACAGGAGAUAUAAUAGUUUUAUUAGGGAGGAUGCUUUUAGGACAUAAAAUACUUUGAUUAUAUUUUUUUAUUAGAUGCAUAACUAAGGAAUGGACUUCUCCUAAAAUUUUUGACAUUCCUCCAGUAGGUAGAAAUGGAUUCGGAGCUUUAGUAAUGGAGCAAGAUUGUAAAUAUUUGGUGGAUAUACUUUACAAGAAAUGACAAAUUUUUUAUUUGUAUUAGAUUUAGAAAGUAAAAAGUUGGAAUCAACUAUUUAGGCCAGGAAUAGCUCCGACACCAAGAGCAGGACACAAAAUGAUUUUGACAACCUUAGGUGGAAUAGUAUUUGGAGGAAUUAUGAACGAAAAAUACUCAAUUGAAGUAUAUAUUCUUGAUAUUGUUAAUGAGAAUCUGUUAAUAAAAGUAGUAAGUGGAGAUAUUCCUAUAGGGAGAGAGAAUUUCUCUAUGAUAUCCCAUCAUGGUGUUGCAUAUGUAUUUGGAGGAUAUGUGACUGGAGUAGUUUAAAGAUGA
Messenger RNA from Paramecium primaurelia, 833 nucleotides. The record is from the annotation of a GenBank genome assembly. Lineage: Eukaryota; Ciliophora; Oligohymenophorea; Peniculida; Parameciidae.